Podarcis lilfordi (Lilford's wall lizard) is the source of this 378-nucleotide messenger RNA. The record is from the annotation of a GenBank genome assembly. Lineage: Eukaryota; Metazoa; Chordata; Lepidosauria; Squamata; Lacertidae.
UCUUCAAGGUGGAGUUCAGAAGUCCUGGCUGCUCCUGUCGUGGAUGCCGCCUUCCCCAAAGAGGCGCAGACGGCCACGAUUUCUCUGUGGACGGUGGUUGGCGCUGUCCAGGCGGUGGAGCGGACGGUGGAGGCUCAGGCCCUUCGGCUCCUCAGCCUGGAGCAGAGGUCCGAGGCAGCCGAGAAGAGAUUUGGGGACUGCGAGAAGGCCGUGGCCGAACUGGGCAGCCAGCUGGACAGCCGGUGGUCAGCGCUGGAGACUCUCCUGCAGGAGUAUGGGCAGCUGCAGAAGAGGCUGGAGACCAUGGAGGACCUGCUGAAGAACGGGAACUUCUGGUUUCUGAAGGUCCCCGUGAGCGCGGCUGCAGGAGCUUCUAAG